AUGUGAUCCGAGUGAUUCCGUGUUGUGGUUUCUCAUUCUCAUGUGGUAUAUCACAUCUGAAAAUACCUCUUCUUAUAUAUAAUCGUGUGAUAUGACAAUUUAUCGUCGUGAUUGGUUCUCACAUACCACGAGUUUUAGGGAGGAGACAGGGUGUGUUUUCUGAGUGACACAGGUCUCACUCUUCUUGAUAUGGCUUCAGAAAUCACCUAUGCAGAAGUGAAGUUCAAGAAUGAAUCCAAGUUCUCAGGCGCCUACUCAGAUUCUGCUACAGCUCCCAAAGUGAAGCCCACCCCUCAUCUAAGUAAGCCUGGCCGCCCCUCGCUGCUCUUCACAUCACUGAUGGCACUUUUCCUGCUGUUGGCCAUCGCAUUCUUGGCUGCUUUUAUCUUUUAUUUUCAAAAAUAUUCUCAACUUCUUGAAGAAAAAAAAGCUGUAAAUUUAACUCACAAAGUUAUAACUCACAAAGAAUUGAACUGCAAAAAAGACAAUCCACCCACAUCUGACAAAGUCUGGAACUGUUGCCCAAAGAAUUGGAAGCCAUUUAGUUCCCACUGCUACUUCACUGUGAGUGACUCAGCAUCUUGGAGUGGGAGUGAGGAAAAGUGCUCCAGGAUGGGUGCUCAUCUGAUGGUGAUCCACAGCCAGGAAGAGCAGGAUUUCAUCACCAAGAUCCUGGAUCCUAAAGCUGCUUAUUAUAUUGGCCUUUCGGAUGCAGGUCACCUACAGUGGCGAUGGGUUGAUCAGACACCAUACAAUGAAAAUGCCACGUUCUGGCACCGAGGUGAGCCCAACUAUGACCAUGAACAAUGUGUUACAGUAAAGCAUCGAUAUUCUGGUUGGGGCUGGAAUGAUGUCACUUGCAGUGUUAAACAGAAGUCAGUUUGUCAGGUGAAGAAAAUAUACUUAUGAAUCAAGCCUUUUUCAUGGACAUGGAUUGCAUUUUUAUCCAGCAUUAUACAGAUACCUGAAAAAAUCUUCUUGUGGAAGAGAUGUCCAUAGAAUUUUAGGUAGGCAGCCAACAGUUAUCCAUAUGUUAAUACUGAUCUCCAAAUACACUUAUUUAUUCAUCUUUUACUCAUUAUAUAAUGAGAAUUUCCCAUAUUCUAGAGACUCUACAGGAUCCCUUUGUGCAUAUGUGGAAGCACUCCAGCCUCUGUGUCCUUUCUUGGAUUCCUAAGGUCUUAUUUGAUGGUAGAGUUGUAUGGUGUGGUCCCUCUAGUCACUUCCCUGUCUCUUUGUUCCACUGUCUUUGGAUUUAUUGAUGUA
Messenger RNA from Peromyscus maniculatus bairdii (prairie deer mouse), 1266 nucleotides. The record is from RefSeq and is a predicted model, not a curated record. NCBI's taxonomy places the organism in Eukaryota, Metazoa, Chordata, Mammalia, Rodentia, Cricetidae.